AUGGUUCUGAAUUUAUUUGCCUUGUCUAUGUCUAAUACUAUAGGGUCACUUUCCUCAGAUUCCUUAAGUAUCGGUAUUCCAGAGAUGUUAAAUCGAUUCCUCUUAAUUAACUUAUGUAUUUCUCCUAUGUGCCCAGAUCCUAUUUUUUUCGAUAGAUGAUUAUUUUUAUAUUUUUCUAUUUGUAAUUUACAUUUUAUUUCAAGGCUUUUAUAAUUAUCUUUACUAAUCUCACCUAGUUUAAACUUUUUCCAUGCACAAGCUUUUUGUUUGAUGAUUUCUCUUAUCUCCUUAGGAUAUUUCAUGGGCUUUU
Molecule: messenger RNA, 310 nt
Organism: Meloidogyne enterolobii
Lineage: Eukaryota; Metazoa; Nematoda; Chromadorea; Rhabditida; Meloidogynidae
Source: the annotation of a GenBank genome assembly